AUGGGUGGAGCGGGCUCAGUUAUUUUUCAAGGAGCAAUGCCAACUCAAGGUGGACUAGGUCCGGUUAUUCCACUGGGAGCAUUCCCAACCCAGGGUACAACAGGUCUUAAUAUACCAUCGGAAACGUUCCCACCCCAAGGUACACCAGAUCUGGUUAUUCCACAAGGAACAUUCCCACUUCAAAAUGGACCAAAUCCGGCUAUUCCGCAGGGAACUGCUCCAAUUCAAGGAGGACCAGGUGUGGUUAUAGAACCAGGUGACAUUGAAUGCAAUGAUCCUAUGAAUCGCAAGUAUCCAUGCUUUCAUCCUGAAUUGUCCCUCAGAGAUGACUGGGCACAAGCUAAACCAGGGUUCCGUUUACGUAUUCCUUUAUGGAAUUGA
This is a messenger RNA of Anisakis simplex (herring worm), 381 nucleotides long. Lineage: Eukaryota; Metazoa; Nematoda; Chromadorea; Rhabditida; Anisakidae. The record is from the annotation of a GenBank genome assembly.